Messenger RNA from Theileria equi strain WA, 1737 nucleotides. RefSeq lists its product as hypothetical. The transcript is spliced from 4 exons. The coding region runs from base 1 to 1737 and encodes 578 amino acids. The record is from RefSeq and is a predicted model, not a curated record. Lineage: Eukaryota; Apicomplexa; Aconoidasida; Piroplasmida; Theileriidae.
AUGAUUAAGGAUCCUCCUUUGGAGUGUUGUAACGAAUCGUACACACUACCCUGUAAAUUAGACAAUAAUUAUGAGGGCGAUAUCGCUAAAUAUACCUCUUCUAUAAGUACAGUAUGCCAACAUGAUGUCGAAGCAUUAUCACACACCCAUAGUUUAGAUGAUCAUGUUGAUAUUAAUCAGUCAGAGGCUACCGAUGAUAGCGGUGGACCCUUUACAGGUCAUGAUCCCUAUCUCCAGUUAGAUGAUUCAGUAAAGAGGUUAGAGAAAAGAUUGAAAAAUGGAAUUAUGCUAAACUCAGUGCUGGAUGAAUUGUGUUCGAUUGAAAGAAAAUAUAUAGAACAAUUGCGUACUCUCAGAAACAGGAUAAAUUUAUCACAUACAUUGGAAUCAACUGGAGCUUUGGCAGCAUUCUCAGCAUUAAAGUCGUAUAUAACUAGGGUUGCAGAGAAUCACAACGAUUUCUUGGACGCAGUGUCCAACGAUUGUAGACUAUCGGACGAACAUUUCGAGAGGUUUACGGAUAUUAACGAUAAUAUUUGUACCAUAAAGAGGGAGCUUUCAGAUUAUGAAGGGAAGAGAACGCUUUGUAUCAAUGAAGUUGAAAAUGCUUUCUUACAUGUCAAGAAAGCAUUGCUCACUUCUUCAGAUUCUACGUACCAAGUGCCUCCAGUAAAAAUAAAGGUACACAAAUCUUUGAUUUCUCUUUUAACUAAUUUUUUCGAUCUUAACUCAAAAGCACGUGCCACUGAUUUAGAAUUUAAAUCAUCCAUGGCAAAACUAGAUGAAAAAGUGGAUUGUACAAUAUCAUCUUUAGGAAGUUUGGAUAGGGCGAGGCUGAUAGAUAUACGAGAUGUCCUAUGUAAAUUUAUGAUUUAUGAGACAGCGAAGAUUAGAAAUUUACAGUAUGACCUGUCUGCGCUUAUAGCCACUUUAAAUGACUUCGACCCGUCAACGGACAUAGAAGAAUUUAGUACGUAUAGAAACGAUGAUUUGAAGAAAUAUAAUGGCUCUGAUAUGUUUCGUAUCGCCAGGAAUUAUGUUAGAAAUUUUAAAUUCACAACUCCAGAGCUUUUUCACUACAAUCCUCAAUUUACAAAUACGUUGAGACCACCACCGGAUAGGGUAAUCCAUAAAAUUGAAGGUAAACUUGAGAGAUUUGUCACUGCAAUUUGGGAUUCUAAGAUUGAAAACUUAUCUAUUAAAGAACUUUUUGGAGAAAUACACUCGUCUCUAGUUCGUGAAAUAUUCUGUAAGCUUAUCGCCAAUCGUUCCAGACGAUCAGGAGAACUCAAAUCCAUGGAGUGCCUGAAGACACUGGGUAAAGUGAUUAGCAUGGUUUUAACAAUAUCUGAACGCCAAGCUGAUUCUUGGUGCGGUUAUGUAAUCUUGGGAUUUUCGGAUGUGAUAUAUUCUAGUACGAAAGGGUUAGAUGGGUCUAGUGAAAAUGUUCACCUAAGGUCUAUCGUUUAUUCACACAGCUAUUGGAAUAGAAUUUCAUUUUGGGAAGAGUGUUUAACUAUCAUAAUAUCUUUUGACCUUAAGACAAACUUUGAAAUGCUAAGUGACCUACAGUUUCACAGAACCUACGAGCUUAAACCAAUCACUGAAGAAUCUUUAUCAUUUUACUCCUGGAUUCUUAACUAUGGAAUUCCACAGAAUGCAUCCAAAGAACUUAUUCUUAGGGUAUGCGGGAAAUUGAAGUUAUCGGAGUCGUACGCAAAAUCUUUGUUAAAUUGA